This is a messenger RNA of Fundulus heteroclitus (mummichog), 2598 nucleotides long. Its product is annotated as cytochrome P450 2K1. The transcript has 9 exons. Gene Ontology annotation, cellular component: cytoplasm; intracellular membrane-bounded organelle. Gene Ontology annotation, biological process: xenobiotic metabolic process. Bases 1 to 1512 code for a protein of 503 amino acids. Lineage: Eukaryota; Metazoa; Chordata; Actinopteri; Cyprinodontiformes; Fundulidae. Gene Ontology annotation, molecular function: iron ion binding; heme binding; oxidoreductase activity, acting on paired donors, with incorporation or reduction of molecular oxygen, reduced flavin or flavoprotein as one donor, and incorporation of one atom of oxygen. The record is from RefSeq and is a predicted model, not a curated record.
AUGGAGGAUUUAGGUUUCUCUCUCUUCUCCAGUCCUACCACUGUUGUGGGAGCAGUUGUGCUUUUAAUGAUCCUUUAUUUGAUUUCUGUCGGUUCCUCCUCCAGCGAAGCAGGUAGAGAGCCUCCAGGACCGAAGCCUCUGCCUCUGCUUGGCAACCUGCUGCAACUUGAUCUCCAGAGACCCUACAAAACCCUGUGUCAGCUUUCCAAGAAAUAUGGGUCUAUAUUUACAGUUUAUUUUGGACCAAAAAAAGUGGUUGUGCUGUCUGGGUACAGGACAGUUAAAGAGGCUCUAAUCAGCUAUGCAGACGAGUUUGGAGAAAGAGAAAUUACACCUAUAUUAGAGGAUAUAAGCAAAGGCCACGGAAUUGUGUUUUCAAAUGGAGAAACAUGGAAAGAGAUGCGUCGUUUCGCCCUGACCACCCUCAGAGAUUUUGGGAUGGGGAAGCGAGUUGCUGAGGAGAAAAUCUUAGAGGAGUGUGGACAUCUCAUUCAAACGAUUGAGAAUUAUAAAGGGGAACCGUUUAACACAUCAUGUCCAGUGAAUUAUGCAACAUCCAACAUCAUCUCCUCUAUUGCGUAUGGAAGCAGAUUUGAAUACGAUGACCCUCGAUUUAGAAACCUGGUUAGUCGAACAAAUGAGACUAUACGCAUCACAGGUUCGGCAGACAUCCAGCUCUACAAUAUGUUUCCCCGGCUGGUCGGAUGGAUAAAAAAGCGCCAGGUGAUUCUAAAAAAUGUGAAGAUGACGAAGAGAGAUGUGAAAGAUUUAAUCAAGGAACUGAAGGAGACUCUGGAGCCUCAGACGUGCAGAGGACUGGUGGACUGUUUUCUGAUUCGGAAGCAGAAAGAAGAGGACUCUUUUACGAAAGACACUCAGUUCACAGAGGAAAACUUGAUAUUUUCACUGACCAGCCUGUUUUCUGCAGGAACUGACACCACAGCUGCAACACUGAGGUGGGGGCUGCUGCUCAUGGCCAAGUAUCCCCACAUUCAGGACCGGGUCCAGGAGGAGCUGGCCAGGGUCAUUGGAAGCUGUAAAGUCCAAGUGGAAGACCGUAAAAACCUGCCGUACACUGAUGCUGUCAUCCAUGAGAUACAAAGGCUGGCUAACAUCGUCCCCCUGAGCAUCCCACACAGAACCAGUCAAGAUGUCACCUUCCAGGGCUAUUUCAUAAAAAAGGGAACAACUGUGUUUCCCCUGCUUACGUCUGUUCUGAAUGAUGAGAGUGAAUGGGAAAGCCCUCACACCUUCAACCCUUCUCAUUUCUUGAACAAGGAGGGCAAAUUCAUCAAGAGAGAUGCCUUCCUACCAUUUUCUGCAGGUCGCAGGGCGUGUCUUGGGGAGGGUCUGGCUAAGAUGGAGCUCUUCCUCUUGUUCACCUCCCUGAUGCAGCGUUUUCGUUUCACGCCUCCACCUGGAGUUACUGAAGAUGAGCUGGAUUUGACUCCAGCGGUGGGCUUCACCAUCCCACCUUCUCCUCAUAAGCUCUGUGCCAUCAGCCGGCAGUGAACGAAUUACUAGAUUCUAGUUGAUCCCCUUCUCAGAAGCCUGGUGUUACUUUUCCAUCUUGUCAUGUUUCUGUCUGCUCCCUCACUCUCCUCCCUCUGCAUCUUGCAAUCGGUGCGAUCUGCUGCACCUGUCAUCCAUCCACCUGCAGCCGCACAAUCAAGCUGAUUUCACUCACCUGUUGACCAGACUUUAUGUACCUGCUCGCCAAAGCUUCCUGUUGCUAGGUUUUCUGAAGGCCACUGUGAUGAUUAUACGUCCAGCGUUCUUCUUUGCCUGCCUUGCAAAGUUCUCGUCUUGUCUCGCCUUGGACACUCUUUGUUUUCUGGACAUGACCUGGACUGUCUCUCCACCAUAUUGGACAAGUCAGCCAUCUCCUGACUGCUUCUCGAACUGGAUCCCUGCCUUAAGGCUGAGACACACCAAGCCAUCUGAUCCGUCUGAUCUGAUGGAAAAUGAAGUCAAAGCAAUUAGAUCUGGUUGAAGUGAAUGGAGUUGGGGCAGACUGGCUUGUGGUUUGCUGCAACUGUACUGCGUAGCUCCGAACAAGGUAGACCCCUGCUCUAACUCGGUUGGAGCCACACAAGAAUUUGACGGGGAAUCCAUUAGUCAGACAGGAAGAGAGACACUUUGGCAAAGUAAAAGACAUCAGCUUUGGGGAUAAUACAAAAUUAAAUCUCAGAACUGCAAGGUAAAUGGUACCGGAAAACAUCACAGCUCAUAAUUAAUAAACAAAACAUUUUAAUAAACUAUAAUAAACCCAUGGUAGGAGCUCAGAAGUACAACAAACAGAUAAGAAAAUGAAACAGCAAUCUGCUUUAAGCUUGUUCGAGCAGCAACUGCAGCUUUAUGUUUACUGCCCGGCUUGUUUACGUCGGUGAACUUGCCGGAAUUUGCGGUACAUACUCUCGCGUAAAUAUUUGAUUUUGUGAAUCUGAUCAUUGGCAGAGGGAGCCUCUAUGCAGCCAGUAGGUCAGAAAGAAGAUCUGUACAGAUUUGUGCGUUGGAUCGGACGGAUCGGAUGGUUUGGUGUGUUUCUUCCUGCCCGCACCAGGUUUCUUUAUUUUAAAUAAACCUUUUUAAACACAA